UUUAUAGUGAAGCUGAUCCGUUGAAAAACUGGUCCCUUCCGCAGUGGUGGAGAGCAGAUGUUACUUAUGCUGCUAUGGUAGUAAAGAUUGUUCUGAGUCAUAUUCAUUUUUACUUUAUGAGACAUCAGCCUUUGACGAGGAAAGAUGUGAAAUUUGGUCUUUUAAGCAGUGACAAUGCUUUCUUAAGUUAUUUUCCAAACCAGUUUACCCAGCGGACUAUGUUGGCUCGUUUUCAAGUUAACAACACAUUACCCAAAUAUGUUGAAUUUGUUAAGAAACCAGUAUACACUGUAUUUGGCCUUUUGAGUAAACUUUGUCCUCUCUUAUUACGUGCAAAAGUUUUUCAGCAAGGUAAAAAGAUUCUGGCAACUCAGAGUAACAUUGGUGUAAUUGCAACAGAAUGCAUAUCUAAAAAGAAAGAAUAUGUUAUUAUCAUUUAUAAUGGUGCUGACAGCGCUCAUUCAAGUGAUCUUGUGGAUGUACAUUUUAUUCUUAACAUUUCAAGAUCAAAUGUAUCUUCAUUUCGAUGGACAGUACUUGAACUAAACAAUGAAGUAACCAACCCUUAUGCUGUUUGGAAAACCUUUGGGAUGCCAGCGUAUCCUACUGCUGAACAGUUUUAUCUCAUGAAAAAGCAAGAGGAUCCACAUAUUAGAGGGCCAUGGAGACUCAGCAGUUUUUCCCCUUGGAAAUUUCAUCUUAAUAUCUUAAAUCCUGGUGUAACAUUAAUAAACAUAUGUGAGUCUGGAAGAAAACUUAAGCGGGUAAAAAAUCUUCGCUAUCUUCAGAUCAGAAACACAACGAUUCAAAUUUCAUGGCAGGAUAUUGGAAACAGAUGCAUACUAACGUACUAUGUGGAAUAUAGUCCCUUUAAACACGGUGCAUAUGUUAAGGUGAACACAGACAAAAUUCUCUUCCCUUCAUAUUAUCAUACUUGUUAUGACAAUGAAACUGAGUGCCGAAUGAAGGGAUUUUACAGAAUAUAUGCUGUAGAUUUCUGGAGUAAACAUGGGCCGUUCUCGGAACCUUUACAUGUUACUUAACUAUUACAAAAAUAAAGAGAAUUUUCAAUAAAAAUAAAAAAUAAUAAAGAAAGUUUCUGAACAAAA
Messenger RNA from Stegodyphus dumicola, 1109 nucleotides. RefSeq names its product alpha-L-iduronidase (gene Idua). The record is from RefSeq and is a predicted model, not a curated record. Gene Ontology annotation, biological process: carbohydrate metabolic process. Lineage: Eukaryota; Metazoa; Arthropoda; Arachnida; Araneae; Eresidae. Gene Ontology annotation, molecular function: L-iduronidase activity; protein binding.